UUUUUCUUUUUUUAAAAAUAAUUUUAUAUAUUAAAACAUGCUAUACAUUAACCAACUGCCGCUGGUUAUAGUAACUAACAUACUGCGGUUCGCCGCAGACUCGCACAGACAGGGAAACAAUUCAUGGAAAGAUCAGCUUCACUUACUCACCGUGUGCUCCACCUGGCGUCGGCUCGCUAGUCGCAUGCUCUACCGCCAUAUAUACCUCGAAUACACCACCAACCACAGUGACCACACAGGCAAGCCCAUCUGGAAAACCAACGUCAACCUCGCAGCCAUGACGAACAACACACGCAAAGUUAAAACCGUUCAAAUCGAACUAAGCGAGUUUGAAAUGACCGUUGAUGCGCUCAAUGCCUUAAAAAGCCUGUUUGGCUUUGGCCGGCUUAAUUGGAACCGGGUUAACUUUUUGGAUCUAAAAUUGUAUCUUGUUAAUGGUGCUGUAUCCGAGGAUGAGCGCCAAAUACCGCUUGGCAAUUUGCCUCAGCUGGAGCUGGAGUCGGAGAUGGAAUUGGAGAUGGAAAAUGACUUGGCUCAGUUUGCCCAGACCAUGGCACAGUGCAUGCCGCAUGUCACUCGGCUCAACCUGGACGCCUACACCACCGACAGCAUGGCCAAAAUCAUUGGCAACACACUGGUGAACGAGUACGCAGGGCAGCUCAAAUUCAUAAAAAGUAUAUCCAAUCUCGAGUUCCAAAACACGCGCACAUUUGGGCAUCUUGAGUACUUAAAAACCACACUCAGCAUUGACUGCAAAUCUCUGCUUCCAAAGGUUAAUCCAGAGACACUAGGGUAUUUGGAACUGAGCAACGUCACACAGUCGUUUUCGUGGGAUGCGUUUUCGGGAGAUUCAUGUGGGAGCUCCAAUACUAUUGUGUUUAAGAAUCUGGUGUAUUUGAAAAUGAAUUUUUCGGCCAUGCCGUUCUUGGACAUGAUGUCGGAUGCAAUGUCGGACCGAAGCAGACAUGGUACUGGGAAGAACUACCGCGUGCACUUCCCAAAGCUCCGAGUCCUGAAGCUUCACGGCGACCCGGCACAGACGGACUUUAUGACCACUGAUAUGUACCCGGACUACUUGGAAGAGCUGCGGGUGUACGGCGAUCCUGGAAACUUGGCAGUGUGGAAGGACUCAUCGAUAAGGUCGAUGUCCGGCCUUUAUAUGUCAGUGUUUUCAGCCAGCAACAAGGAGGAAGAUGUGUUCUACCAGUCGACCAACCACUUUUUCAGUGACGGCGACAUGGUAGAAUGCGCUGAAAUGACACUGUUUGCACUGGAUUUCCCCCUGGAUCUCGACAGAGUGUGCUGGACUAAUAUCUCAACACUAUCGACCAUGUUAUCCGUCGACUACAGCACUGUCCGUGCACUGGUAUCCAAGCUGCCGCAGCUCGAGCAGCUGAACACCUUCAUGCUCAAGUCCGGCGACCUUCCUGCAGAGUACCGGGGGGUCACUACGCCAGAGCAGGCGCUGGGCUUGGACUUGGCUCCUCUGGACUCGCAGCUGGCCCACCUGUGCAUCUACAACAACACAUAUCUGACGUGGGGCGCGCGGCUGGAUGCUGCAGCGCUGCAGCUGCUGGUACUGCAAACGCAGUCGCUGGAGUCUCUGGUUAUUCAUAACCCGGAGCUGCACGACAUAAUGGUUGAUUUCAUCCACACUUUCAAGGCAUAUUUCAAACACCUGAACUGCAUUGAAGUCAUCUUGAGCAAUUUCUACGUGUGAAUUAUUAAAC
Molecule: messenger RNA, 1730 nt
Organism: Kickxella alabastrina
Lineage: Eukaryota; Fungi; Kickxellomycota; Kickxellomycetes; Kickxellales; Kickxellaceae
Exons: 1
Coding region: 38-1720 (560 amino acids)
Source: RefSeq, a predicted model, not a curated record